This is a messenger RNA of Anopheles merus, 696 nucleotides long. RefSeq lists its product as uncharacterized. NCBI's taxonomy places the organism in Eukaryota, Metazoa, Arthropoda, Insecta, Diptera, Culicidae. The record is from RefSeq and is a predicted model, not a curated record. The transcript has a single exon. The coding region runs from base 1 to 696 and encodes 231 amino acids.
AUGGACCAUAAGCGCUACCACGUAUUGAUGGCCCAAAUUCCUCUUCGAGUGUAUAACGAGAUCCAGCCGAUAAUCGAGAAUGUACCUGCGACGGAACGGUACGAUUACAUCAAGCGGAACAUCCUUCAGCAUUUCGGGGAAUCCCAGCGUAGCCGCCUUCAUCGUCUCCUAUACGGCAUGGACUUAGGGGACCGCAAGCCCUCCCAGCUGCUAGCUGAAAUGCACCGAGCCUCCAGCGACACGUUGGCCAGUACGCUCCUCACCGACCUUUGGAUCAACAAGCUUCCGCUACAUGUGCAAUCGGCCGUCGUUGCUGCACCCGGAAGUGUAACUGAGAAAGCUGCCGUCGCCGAUACUAUGGUGGAAUGCCUGUCCGCAUCCAACAACACCUGUGUGCACCAUGCCGUAGCCGGGGUGCGCACCACAUCCAACGAUUUCGAGCAACGUAUUUCGCGCCAGGUGGACGAACUCACACAGCAACUUAACGACUUCAUCACAGAGUGUCGUAACCGUGACCAACGCCAAAGUCGGCCGCGCUCACGUCCACCAGUGGCAUCUCGUGUCGGUACAGAACCAUCUGAAGGAGAGUGCUACUACCAUCGACGUUACGGGACAGCCGCCCGGACCUGCCGCCAGCCCUGUUCGUUUCCAGCCCCUGUCAGCCAGCGCGUCGGCCAGCCGUCGUCUUCAGCCUGA